CUCCCAGAGUUACUUAUCGUUUAAUUAAUAUUUGAAACGUAUUACACUUAGAAUUAUUUUACUCUUUAACUGAAACCACACCGUGUUGACAAUGAGAAACGAGCCCAUCCCUGAGGUGGACAUGAGGACGGUGGCCCAAAAUGCCGAGGUGCAGCGCAAAGGCAUUCUGGGGUUCGCGCCCCGGGUCGGAAUGGUGAUCGUGGACUACGACGACCUGGACAGGAUCGACAACUUCUAUCUGGAGAGCCAGAAGUACCGGGACUAUUUUAGGGAUCCGCACAACAUGCUGCACAAGCCGCCGCGCUUCCGUCAGCAUCAGGGAAAGUGCGGCAUCAAACUGGACCACAGUGUUUACCAUUUGACCCAGCCGAUCCUGUGGGUCGAGGAGCGACAACCACUGGUCUAUCCGCUUUCCAAAGACACCGCCAUGAGGCUGGGCAUGCCCAUCACUCCCAUGAUCAGAGGGCGCCAUGACAAGUCCUCAUCCGUCUCCUUCCUUCGUUAGAUCAAAGGGUUCCAGGAGUUUGCGGGAGAGCUUAGGUCCUUUGCGAGGACAGCGGUCCAUUCCAGUGAAGGCACCUGGUGGACCCAAAGGCAUUCGCAAUGGAUCUAAGCUCAUCUGCCAACGAACUAUGGGAUGUGGGGGUCAAUAAAAUUAUUCUGUAUACCUUUGUGGGUCUAAUAAAGACAUUUGUGAAAAAUAGUCUGUUUAA
This is a messenger RNA of Drosophila biarmipes, 713 nucleotides long. RefSeq lists its product as uncharacterized. The record is from RefSeq and is a predicted model, not a curated record. The transcript has a single exon. The coding region runs from base 92 to 505 and encodes 137 amino acids. NCBI's taxonomy places the organism in Eukaryota, Metazoa, Arthropoda, Insecta, Diptera, Drosophilidae.